AUGGGAACUCCAUCCACCAAUCUCCUCUUCGCUGCAUACUGCAAAGUGCCAACACUACCUUCCUCCGUCCUUGGGGAAUACCGCGACCAACUCGACCAAGGCAGUAAAGUGCCCAGAAAGCGCUGCACCGUUCGCACCACCGUCGACCCUCCAAGUACCUUGCACACGCGCCAUUUUCCAUCUUUUCAUCACCUCGCCUCCAGGUACGAAGUAUUGCCUACCAAUCAGACCACGCCAGAGCCGGAAUUGACCCAUCUCCACCGUCUUACGCACUCUCCACGACUCGACAACACCAUCUGCGGAAUAUCACUUCCACCCUCUCCAUCGAGCGAUAUUGGGAGAGGCUCCCAUCCUGAUGAUCCUGAUGGCUGCAACUGCAGACUGCAAUCUAUCAUCUGCUGUCUGCCCCCGCAAUGCUUGGUCAAACAAGCGAGCUACGCGGUUGCUACGCAGCUCGGCAGUGGCAGCCCAUCAUCCAUGGGCCAUGGAUCAUGGACCGUGGACCAUGGUUGCCGUCCAUCCAGCAUUAAUGUUGUUCGUCAAUACAAUAGAGUUCGUGCGUCUCAACCUGACAACCCGCCCGUCGUCCGAUACGAGCCAGCGAGACAUGACACGGAUAACCCGAUUCUCGACAAGUUGGACCUCUUAAACCCGGCCUCUUACAAACCUCCUGUUAAGCUUCAAUUCGCCUGGUACGGGUCGACCAUUCUUUUCGUGCCGUCGACGUCGCACCGUCCCAGCUCGGGUACGUUUGGCAUCCGGAUCCCUUACAACUUUGGUCCUGCAGCGAGAACCUCAGUCGGCCCAUGCAGCAGUACACCACGCCAGAAACAUCACGAUUGCCGACUCAGCCCCCCCCGACAGCGGGACGACAUCAUCACGGGCGAGCUAAUCGCGCCAGAAGGCCGUCAAAGAGGACCAGUAUGCUCCUUGCCUAACCCGCGCUGUGUUUCCAACAUUGUCCCCGCUGCCCCUGCCUGUCUGCGAACCGAAUACAGUCAAGCGGAAGCCAAAUCGUCAGGGCCCUGCGACAUAUUCGGGGGCCGUCAUAACGGAGGGAUCCUGCUUAGCACGAGAAAAUUCCGUAUUCUGAGGCAUUGGAUCCGAAACUUCGAAACAGACAACGAGAACGUGCGGAUUUUCGUCUUGGCCUUCGCUAGUCGCUCGAGACUGAGAGAAAGAUAUUUGUGGAACCGGGGGCUUGGGGCGAUCACUUCCAACUUACGCAUAUCCACCUGCCGCUCUCCCGCCGAAAGUGCUCAAGCUUUUAGCAAUGCUGUGCCGGGCACCACCGUCCACCACCGCAUCGCACGGCGCGCACACACGCUCCCUCGACCUCUGGGUAAUGCAGGGCAUAUCUUAGUGUCCGGCGGACCAACCGCCACGCCGCGUGGUGAAGAUGGCAGACGUCGCCAUUCCAGGUCUCAUACCUACCGAGCGCUAACACUGCGCUGUGCAUGCUCCGGCAGCCCGCAGGACGGCAUUUCGUGCGUAUUGUUAGCACUGCAUAAGUUUGGCUUCGGACUUUCGCCUGCUGACUCUCCGAUCGGUUAUACUGAGCGAGGUAAGCACAUAAGUCAGUUUGCUUCGACUAUGCCAGCUCAUUUGAUAUUGGUUUGUCACGCAGCUGCACUCGACGCCAAUCUGGGGCACUGCAGCCAGUCAGCCCCUGCUGCUGUCAAAGAAGCAACUCUUCGGGCUGCCAAACCUUCAUCCAAGUCUUUUCUCAUCUAG
This is a messenger RNA of Colletotrichum lupini, 1734 nucleotides long. RefSeq lists its product as uncharacterized. Lineage: Eukaryota; Fungi; Ascomycota; Sordariomycetes; Glomerellales; Glomerellaceae. The transcript is spliced from 11 exons. The record is from RefSeq and is a predicted model, not a curated record. Bases 1 to 1734 code for a protein of 577 amino acids.